ACGUCUCCGGCCGGAUUUUCUCUGCAAUUUCGGGUCAUUUCCGGUGUGAUGUUUUUGGUCUUGGAAAGCUUUUCCCUCAUCCAAAGAUACAGAGAUGAAUGGGUCCUUUCCUUCUAAUUCCAGUCGCAACCCACCUACCCGCAGACCCCACCGCCAAUUCUAUGGCUACCAGCACCCGAGACCCAGUUCUCAACCCCUCCAACCCCGCCAUCGUCACCACCCACCUUUCCCCACAACCCCUCCUCGCUACAAUUUCACAAUCCAACUCUGUUCCGACUCCUCCUCGACCUUCCGGAAGCCCGAUGUUCAAACUAUAAUUUCCAAACUAAACCCAUCUCCAGAAUGUUCCACUCUAUUCAACUCAGGUUCAGUCGCGGCCAAACUAUCUUUCCGGGAAUGGGCUCAUACUCUUUCUGCCGUUACCUCCCUCUGGCGCUUCCGCUUGGAGGGGACUCACUCCUUUAUCCCCAAGUUCAUAUCCAAAGUUCUCGUUCCUUCCGAUAUGGACGAACUUGGCCAGAACCUCAGGACCCUUUUUUGUGAGCACAUAAAAGCUUUGCUGGAGGGGGAUUUGGUCAAGAAGUGGCAGGGGAGAAUUGAGGAGAUGUCCAAUGAGAUCGCCGCGAUCUCGAAGGGGAUGACGAAAAGGAAUUCUUAUGUGGUGUUUAACCGGCUAGAUGAGAGGAAGAAGCGCCUGCUGGACGAAAAGGAGUUGCUUGCUAGCCGUCUCAGGGAAUUUAAAACUUUUAUGAGCUGCUUAUUGAGACAUUUGAAUGGUGGUGAGGUCGCCUAUGAGGAUGGUGUUUCUGAAGUGAGUUUGCAGCUUUUUAAUUUUGGUGGGGAAUGUGAUUGGGACAGGACUCAUAGGCUAAUUUUGAGGGAGUGUAGGAGGCUGGAGGAUGGCUUACCUAUUUAUACCUGCAGGCAGGAGAUUCUUAACAGGAUACACUAUGAACAAAUUUUGGUGCUGAUUGGAGAGACUGGUUCGGGAAAGAGUACGCAGCUGGUUCAGUUCCUUGCUGAUUCAGGAAUAGCUGGUAAUGAGUCCAUUGUUUGUACGCAGCCACGAAAAAUUGCUGCUAUCUCAUUGGCACACAGGGUCAGGGAAGAAAGCCUUGGGUGUUAUAAAGAUGGUUUUGUCUGCUGUUAUCCAGCAUUUUCAUCUGAUCAGCAGUUUGAUUCCGGGAUAAUAUAUAUGACAGACAACUGUCUGCUACAGCACUAUAUGAAUGAUAAGAAUUUGUCUGGGAUUUCUUGCAUCAUUGUUGAUGAGGCUCAUGAAAGAAGCCUAAAUACUGAUCUUCUUUUGGCAAUGGUCAAAGAUUUACUUACCAGAAGGGGUGAUUUAAGGCUUGUAAUAAUGUCUGCAACAGCAGAUGCAGAUCAACUUGCAGAAUAUUUUUUUGGUUGUGAUAUCUUUCAUGUUCUUGGGAGGAACUUCCCUGUUGAUAUUAGAUAUGUACCUUGUGGAACUGAGGGAACUUCUGUCUCCAGUACAGUUGCGUCGUAUGUUGCAGAUGUUGUAAGGAUGGCAAUAGAGGUUCACAAAAGGGAGAAAGAAGGGACAAUUCUUGCCUUUCUGACAUCUCAGUUUGAAGUAGAAUGGGCCUGUGAUAAUUUUGAAGCUUCAUCAGCAGUUGCAUUACCAUUGCAUGGGAAGUUGUCUUUUGAUGACCAAUUUCGUAUUUUCCAGCAGUUCCAUGGGAAAAGAAAAGUUAUAUUUGCAACAAAUGUUGCAGAGACAUCUCUUACAAUUCCAGGGGUCAAGUAUGUCAUAGAUUCUGGAAUGGUAAAGGAAAGCAAAUUUGAACCUAGCACUGGAAUGAAUGUCCUCAGAGUAUGCAGAACCAGCCAGAGUUCUGCUAAGCAACGAGCUGGUCGUGCAGGGAGAACAGAACCUGGAAUAUGCUACAGACUUUAUGAGGAAUAUGAUUUUGAGUUGAUGGCUCCUAACCAGGAGCCUGAAAUUCGCAGAGUUCAUCUUGGUGUUGCAGUUUUGAGGAUCCUUGCUUUGGGCAUUAAGAAUGUUCGGGGUUUUGAUUUUGUUGAUGCACCUAGUUCCAAAGCCAUUGACAUGGCCAUUAGGAAUCUUUUGCAAUUGGGAGCCAUCAAACAGAAGAAUGAUGUUUUUGAAUUAUCUGAAGAAGGUCGUUACAUUGUGAAAUUAGGAAUUGAGCCUCGUCUUGGUAAAAUGAUUCUAGGUUGUUUUAAUCAUGGUUUGGGUAAAGAGGGCAUUGUUCUUGCUGCUGUUAUGGCGAAUGCCAGUAGCAUAUUUUGCAGAGUUGGUACUAAUGAUAAUAAGCUAAAAGCUGAUUGUCUUAAGGUGCAAUUUUGCCACCACAGUGGUGAUCUCUUUACUUUGCUGUCUGUGUACAGGGAAUGGGAGAAUCUUCCUCGAGAUAGGAAGAACAGUUGGUGCUGGCAGAACAGUAUAAAUGCAAAAUCAAUGCGGAGAUGCCAGGACACAGUGAAGGAAUUGGACUUUUGCCUGCAGAAGGAGCUAAAUUUUAUUGUUCCAAGUAACUGGAAAUGGGAUCCUCUUAAGUCUACUGAGCAUGAUAAACGUUUAAAGAAGGUUAUACUCUCUUCACUUGCAGAAAAUGCAGCCAUGUACUCUGGAUGUGAUCAACUUGGUUAUGAGGUUGCAUUGACUGGACAACAUGUUCGGCUCCAUCCUUCAUGUUCAUUGGAAAUAUUUGGUCAGAAGCCAAAUUGGGUUGUCUUUGGGGAACUCCUUGCAAUAACUAAUCAGUAUUUGGUCUGUGUAACUGCUUUUGACAUCGAAUCUUUACAUACUCUUAACCCUCCUCCCUUGUUUGAUGCCUCUAAGAUGGAAAGCCGGAAGUUGCAAAUGCAUGUGAUGACUGGUUUCGGCAAAACUCUCCUAAAAAAGUUCUCUGGGAAGUCCAAACAUAAUAUUCUGUCUCUUGAAUCACGGAUUAGAUCUGCCUGUAUGGAUGAACGGAUUGGUAUUCAGAUCAAUGUUGAGCAGAAUGAGAUUCUGUUAUUUGCUCCAUCACAGGGUAUGGAAAAGGUUAAGGAUCUUGUAAAUGAGGUGCUUGAUUGUGAAAGAAAAUGGUUGCAUAAUGAGUGCAUGGAGAAAUGCAUCUACCAUGGGAUCAGUGCCUCACCUCCUGUAGCUCUCUUUGGAGCAGGUGCUGAGAUCAAGCAUCUUGAACUUGAAAAGAGAUGUUUAACGGUUGAUAUAUUCCAUUCAAAUGUGAAUGCCAUUGAUGACAAGGAGCUUCUAAUGUUUCUUGAGAAGCAUGCUUCUGGAAAUGUUUGUGCCAUCCACAAGUAUAGUAAUGGACAAGAGAGUGACAACAAGGAAAGGUGGGGUAAGGUUACAUUUCUAAGUCCUGAUGCUGUCAGGAAAGCAGUUGAGCUGAAUGGUGUUGAAUUUGCUGGUUCUUCACUAAAGAUAAUUCCUUCACAGAUGGGCCUUGGCAGUGAUCACAAAAUUUUCUCUUUCCCUGGCGUCAAGGCAAAAGUUUAUUGGCCUCGUAGGGCUAGUAAAGGGAUUGGAAUUGUUAAAUGUGAUCCACUUGAUGUUGGUUUAUUGCUUUUAGAUUUCUUCAACUUGGUAAUAGGAAGGAAACCUGUUCGGUGUGAACGUGGCAGAAAAUAUCUCGAUUCUGUUGUGAUAAGUGGAAUUGAUAAAGAACUUUCUGAAAGUGAAGUUUUAGAUGUGCUGAGGAAUGCAACAAAAAGGAGGAUCAUGGACUUUUUCCUUGUAAGAGGAGAUUCUGUAGAAGAUAAACCAUCUGGUAGGUAUGAAGAAGCACUCCUGCGAGAAAUAGUCCCCUUCAUGCCUAAAAGGAAUCUCCAUACUAUUCCAUGUCACAUUCAGGUCUUUCCACCAGAGCCAAAGGAUCAAUUCAUUAAAGCUUUUAUCACCUUUGAUGGGAGAUUACAUUUGGAGGCAGCAAAAGCUUUGGAGCAGCUAGAGGGGAAAGUGUUACCUGGAUGUCUUCGAUGGCAGAAAAUUAAGUGCCAGCAGUUGUUCCAUAGCUCCUUAUCCUGUCCUGGAUACAUCUAUGCUGUGAUCAAGAAGCAACUGGGUGAUUUACUUGCAAGCUUCAAACAUCUACAAGGGGUAGAAUGCUAUCUGGAGGAGAAUGACAAUCGUUCAUAUCGGGUGCGUAUAUCUGCUAAUGCUACAAGAACAGUGGCAGAGUUGAGAAGGCCUCUGGAAGAACUUGUGAAUGGCAGGACUAUAAACCAUGCAAGCCUCACUCCAACUGUUCUACAGCAUCUUUUCUCCAGAGAUGGCAUCAACCUCAUGAAGUCAAUACAGCAAGAGACAAGAACAUACAUUCUCUUUGACCGGCAGAGCCUUAGAGUAAGAAUCUUUGGUUCUUCUGUUGAUGCUGCAGCGGCUGAGCAGAAGUUGGUUCAAUCACUAAUGCACUAUCAUGGAAGCAAGCAGCUUGAAGUUCACCUUCGUGGCAAAGGCCUGCCCCCUGACCUGAUGAAGCAAGUGGUUAAGAAGUUAGGGCCAGACCUCCAUGGGCUCAAAGAGAAGGUACCUGGGGCCAACUUGACACUUAGCACCAAGCAUCAUAUGAUAUAUAUUCGUGGUGACAAAGAGCUGAAGUGCAAGGUAGAGGAGAUAGUUUAUGAGAUUGCACAAAUGAGUAGUGGACCUAAUGUUUCAGCAGAGAGGUCCAAUACUGAAGUUAUCUGCCCCAUUUGCUUGUGUGAAGUGGAAGAUGGGUACCAGCUUGAAAGCUGUUCACACAUGUUCUGUCAGUUAUGCCUGUUGGAGCAAUGUGAGUCUGCAAUAAAAAAUUUGGAUAGUUUCCCCAUCUGCUGUGCCCAGGAAGGUUGUAGAGCUCCCAUCCUGCUUAGAGAUUUGAAGUCCCUCUUGCCCAUUGAGAAGUUAGAGGAACUCUUCAGGGCUUCUCUGGGGGCAUUUGUUGCAUCUAGUCGGGGUACUAUCAGGUUUUGCCCAUCUCCUGAUUGCCCGUCAGUUUAUCAGGUUGCUGAUCCAGGGACACCCGGUGAGCCAUUUGCCUGUGGAGCAUGUUCUGCAGAAACUUGUACUCGGUGCCACUUGGAGUAUCACCCAUACAUUUCAUGUGAGAGGUACCGGGAGUUCAAGGAAGACCCAGAUUUGUCAUUGAAGGACUGGUGCAAAGGGAAGGACCAUGUUAAAACCUGCCCCGUCUGUGGGUUUACGAUUGAGAAAACCGAGGGAUGCAACCAUGUGGAGUGUAGAUGCGGGAAGCACAUUUGCUGGGUAUGCCUGGACUUCUUUACUACCAGUGGAGAGUGCUAUGGCCAUUUAAGGUCUGUACACUCACCCUUCGAAUAAUUCCUGACUGCCUUCCAUAUUGACUUGUAGGUUUACAAUGAUCAUAUAAAUAUAUGGUUAUCUUACAUAUGUAUAUAUAGGUUGUAUACAAAUGCAUCAACGACUAGGACCACCUGCAGCGAGUUACAUUAGUAUAGCAGUGUUAAUGCAUGCCGUUCUCUUCAUUUCACUAACUAGAGCUACCCUUUUUUGUUCUGAUAGUAUAUUAUCCCAGAACUUUUCCUUGAUCUGAGAAGAAUAUUGGGUUAUGAAGAGAAAACAAGAACAAGGAAACAUUAAGACAAAGCCUGUCUUUCUUACACUCAGUUCCCUGUCUUCCUUUAAAUUUUCUGGA
This is a messenger RNA of Rubroshorea leprosula, 5651 nucleotides long. The record is from the annotation of a GenBank genome assembly. Lineage: Eukaryota; Viridiplantae; Streptophyta; Magnoliopsida; Malvales; Dipterocarpaceae.